Messenger RNA from Vigna radiata var. radiata (mung bean), 1500 nucleotides. RefSeq lists its product as uncharacterized. The transcript has 2 exons. NCBI's taxonomy places the organism in Eukaryota, Viridiplantae, Streptophyta, Magnoliopsida, Fabales, Fabaceae. The coding region runs from base 1 to 1500 and encodes 499 amino acids. The record is from RefSeq and is a predicted model, not a curated record.
AUGCCGGACAUCAUCUUCACUGACGAAGAUUUUCACGCUCCAGAUCCCGACCAGGAUGAUCCAAUGGUGAUAACCGCCCGCAUAGCCGAGUACGACGUAAGCAAAGUCCUCAUCGAUCAAGGCAGCUCCGUUAAUAUCCUAUAUUGGACCACUUUCCAAAAGAUGGGACUGUCAGAAGACAUAAUAGCGCCAUUUGGAGAGCAAAUUGUCGGCUUUGCAGGCGAACGAGUGGAUACUCGAGGCUACGUAGAUCUCAGAACCCGGCUGGGAACUGGCGACAAGGCCAAAGAACUCCGUACACGGUUCCCGUUGGUAGAAGCCCACACCUCGUAUAACGCCCUCCUUGGGCGGCCCUGCCUCAAUGCCUUCGGUGCCAUAGUUUCCACUCCGCACCUGGCAAUGAAAUUUCCUUCCGAAGAAGGAAAGAUAUGUACCGUACGGGCAGAUCAGAAAGUCGCCCGACAGUGUUAUGUAGCCUCUCUAAAAGACAAGACAUAUCGCAGAGAAAAACGAUCGGAGGCAAUAUUGGUCGAUUUAGAUCCCAGGACCAACACUGACGAUCGCAUGCAACCCCAGGGGGAAACCAAACAGUUCAUUCUCGGCAGAAAUGACGACCAAACCACUUCCAUCGGCGCCGGCUUAGCCCCCGAGCAGGAACAGGACUUAACUGCAUUACUAAAAACGAACAGCAAACUUUUUGCGUGGACCGCCUCCGACAUGCCAGGAAUUCACCCCAGUGUGAUCACCCACAAGUUGUCUAUAUUCCGNGAAGCCCGUCCGGUUGCACAGAAAAAACGACGACUAGGCAACGACAAAAGGGAGGCUGUGCAGAACGAGGUAAACAAACUGGUGAAGGCCGGAUUUGUCCGCGAAAUCCGAUACAGCACUUGGCUCGCAAAUGUUGUAAUGGUGAAAAAAGCGAACGGUCAGUGGCGAAUGUGUGUUGACUUCACUGACCUGAAUAAAGCCUGCCCGAAGGAUAACUACCCCCUCCCCAGCAUCGACCGGUUAGUAGACGGUGCUUCGGGACACGCAGUUUUGAGCUUCCUCGACGCCUAUUCCGGAUACAACCAAAUUCCCAUGUACGUCCCGGACCAGGAGAAGACAACUUUCAUAACGGAGCAUGCCAAUUAUUGCUACGAGGUAAUGCCGUUCGGUCUGAAAAAUGCAGGUGCAACGUACCAACGGCUCAUGGACAAAGUCUUUCGGGACCAAAUCGGGCGGUGUAUGGAAGUCUAUGUAGAUGACAUGGUGGUAAAGAGCUCCUCACACCAACAACAUCUGAAAGACCUGGCGGAAGUCUUUCAACAACUCGAAAAGCAUGACCUACGAUUGAAUCCGUUAAAAUGCACCUUUGUAGUGCAAGCAGAACUUACCCCGACAUUGGGACGAUCAAUGCGAAGCCGCCUUCACCACCAUAAAAAAUAUACUAACGUCUCCGCCAGUUAUGGCGCGACCAACAGAAGGCUCCGACUUACAGCUGUACUUGGCGGCCUCUAG